CGCAGUAGGGCUUAUUUGGAAAGUGUUUAAAGAUGUUGUGUUCAUUCUACAAGAAAAUAUACAAUGUCGUGGAUGAUCCAUCAUUGGAUCAAAUCAUCUCGUGGAGCAAAAGCAACAAUAGCUUCAUCGUUUGGAAUCUUGAAGGGCUUGAGAGAGAGGUUCUGCCGAAAUCGAUAGAAUUUGGCAAACAUUACUUAAAGUUUAUGACCGAACUUAAGUUUUAUGGCUUUAAAAGAAUUAAGGGGUCUGCACAAUGGGAAUUUGGACAUGAGUAUUUCGUGAGAGGUCAACCUGAGCUUUUGGUGAAGAUGAUGUUCAAAACUGGGAUGAAGAGGAUUGAGGAACUUGCAGCUAUACGUAGAGCAAAGAAAAAGAAAGCCAAAGCUGAAGCUGAAGCUAAAGCCAGAGCCGAAGAAGUAGAGGACCGCUUGCAGCACUUACGAAUCUGAUCAAAAGUCUUCUCGUUUUCAAUGAAUAAGGAAGCUUUUGUAUUGUAUCAACAACAAUUUUUAGUUUGGUAAUACAAUUUUGGGAAUUUU
Messenger RNA from Arabidopsis arenosa, 539 nucleotides. The record is from the annotation of a GenBank genome assembly. NCBI's taxonomy places the organism in Eukaryota, Viridiplantae, Streptophyta, Magnoliopsida, Brassicales, Brassicaceae.